This is a messenger RNA of Caenorhabditis sp. 36 PRJEB53466, 4218 nucleotides long. Lineage: Eukaryota; Metazoa; Nematoda; Chromadorea; Rhabditida; Rhabditidae. The record is from the annotation of a GenBank genome assembly.
AUGCGUUGGGUGCUGCUCGUGUGGCUUCUAGCCAUGGCGAAAGCGGCCUCGGCUGCCGGAUGCCCUCCGAACACGUUCACUUGUGCAGAUGGCAGUUGCAUUCCGUCCGAUUGGAGAGGGGACGGAGAGAAGGAUUGCGAGGACGGAUCGGAUGAGGUAGCCGGAGAGACGACGACCGACGGAAAGUUCGACGAAGUCGUGAGUGCGUCCUCGUCUCCGGGAACUUCCGAAGAGGAAUGCGACUGGGGAAUGCAGCAGAGAAUCGACAACUGCAGUGAGCCGAUCGUCCAGUUCCUGCAUGAAAUCGAGCAAAUUAACCUCAAGAACAUGUCAUUCUUGACGUCAGCGCAAGUGUAAUUACCCGUUUUAAUACGACAAUCCAUCACUAUAAUCGCAUCCUUUUCAGUCAGUCACAAAUCGAAAACGGCUGCAACUUGAUGACGACCUACCAGAAAUGCGUCGGAAACGGAAAGGGAUGCAUGCCAGACGAGGGAGUCCGUUCCUGGGGAGAGGUCGAGAUGUUCAUGUGCCAACUGGUGCUUCCGUCUGUCAAAGAACACGCGAAUUGCUUCAAGAGCUCUGCCGAUCCGCGUUGUGAUUCCAGGUGGGAUUGGAAUUAAAAGGAACAUCAUUCGAGUGUUUAUUUAUAGCAAAACGUCGUCUUCUUCCACUCUUUGCGGCCUCGUCACCUCCAUCCAGACGGCCACUUCUUGCCUCGAGACGAUCCGCCCAGAGCAGUGCUCCUCUGACGCCAUCGAGAUGCUCAGUCCGAUCAGAGAAGAAACAGAGCACAUCGUGACAGCCAUUCGAUGCGUGGUAACAGUUAUAUUCAAUUUCGGAAUGUAAUUUCUGUCGUUCAGCUGCCUGAUUCGUCCUCCAGCACCACUCUCAUCAUCGACGAUACAACAGAAUCUACUUCAGCUUCUGAUGAAGAUGAGGACGAUAAUCUCACAACGAACACUUCGGAGGAAUCGACCACAACCACUGCGCACGAGCAGGAGAACAAGCCGGUUCUCGCAAUCAACAUGGCUGACGCCGUCAACUCCCUCUACUACAUCUACGACAUCUGCUCCGCCAACUACUCCUCCGAUCCGUUUGCUGCUGUCGCCGAACGCAUUUGUGCCAAGCAGGAUGAGAUUGCCAAAUGGUCAGACUGUUAUCAGAAGACGUUGGAGAAGGAGAAAUGCGCCGUCAGAAAUGCCACGUCGAAGUGCGAAGCUCUCAUUUCAUACAAUAACAAUCUGGACUGCGCGAUUGUCACGAUGAACGAUGAAUGCGAAGUGGAUGCUCAGAACCUCGUCGUGGAAUUGCAGGAAGAAGUGAACGACCUGAUCAUUGCCGGAAAGUGCUUCGAAGAGAAGAAGGAGGAAGAGGGACAGAAUGAAACGAAGGAAGGAGAUUUUCAUCUGCAGACGACCCUUCCGAAGUGCACCGAAGAACAGGAGAACGGAGCACUCGGAUGCCUCGUCGAGCUCAUUGAGAUCAACAAGAAGCUCACCGCGUUUGCCAACCUCAACUUCCUUCUUGAAAUCGCCAGCCCUAACUCCACCGUCGUCGAGGGAAUCUGCUCCCUGUUUGCCCGUUACGAACAGUGUCUGUCUGUCACCGUCUUCAAGGAUUCCCAGCGUUGUUCGUUCGCCUCUCCUCUCAAUUCUCUCGCCAGAAUCGGUCUUUCUCCGAUUUGCUCUCUCGAUUCACGACCCAUGCUCGCAAAGCACAGAGAUUGUUUCGAGACUUUGGCCUCCGAAGCGGACGACGCCACGAACUGCCAAUCGUCGCUCUCUUCCCUCUCGAACACUGUGCAGAUGAUGCUGCAGGGAGUGCAUGGAGAAGCUCUUCUCUGUAAAUCCUUCUACACGAUUCGGGACACAUUUUCUUGCGGAGAACGCGCAGUCAAGAACAAGUGUCAGCCAGAAGCCCUCACCGACUUGCUUUCUCUGAAGACCAAGGUUUGUUUGAACUUUUAGACAUUGAUACUUUUGUUCUCAAACCGCCUGAACCGGUUCUCAAUGAUUCAUUCUCAGCUGUUCCUUUUCAUGACGUCAUCUUUCCUUUUCAGAUGACUUCGCUUGGCGAGGAGGAAGGCUGCCCAAGGGAUCCACCAGCCAACCUCGACGAGAUCAUCGCCCGUCCGGUUGCUCGUCCAACUCCAGUCACUCUGCCUCCGAGAGCCCCCACUGCCCGCCCAAUGCCCAUUCCAAUCUCCUCGACUCCGCCAGUUUCUCCAGCCAAAUGCUCCGUUGAAGAGCAAAAGAAAUUCGAAGAGUGUGUUAAACCGCUCACUGCCUUCCAGCCUCAUCCUCUCUCUGUCAUUGCCAUGCCACGUGACAUCGAUCAGGCCUGCGAAGCGUUCCACACUUUCAAGGCCUGCUCCGCCGAGAACAACUGCCAUCCACUGUGGGCUCGUGGAAUGAGUGCAAUGUUCGAGUUUGCGUGCAACGAAUCGAACGAGCAAUUCAAGAAGGUUCGCAAGUGUAUCCGAGAGACUUCAAUGCUCGAGGAGGUCCGUUCGUGCGUCUCCGACUUCUCCCGCGGGGCUCCAACUGCCGCUUGCAUGUCCUCCAACCGCCUCCACUCGUGUGCCAUUCCACAAAUACAAGCCAAAUGUGGUCAGGAAGCUGCUGAUUGGGUCUCUAACUACAUCAUCAGAUUCGCCAAUGCCAUCGACGUCCGCUGCAAGGUCGGCCGUCAGCUGCCAGUUGGACGUGUCGUAGGAAUCGGAUGCUCCGCAGAGGAAGAGUCCAUCAUCGAGCACUGCGCCGCUCCGCUCAAUGACAUCGGCUCUCGCGUUGAGGAACUGUUCGCCGGCGGAAUGCAGUCACUCAUCAAGAACAUUAAUUCGCUCGCCCCAGUCUUCGCUGGCGCUUGCAAUCUCACUGACGAGUUCCGUACCUGUGCCCACUUCCUGCUCGAAGGCCGAACUUCUUGUGUCGUCUCUUCCUGCAUGAUCGAGGCAGGAAAAGAUAUAUGCCUGCUCUCCGACCCUGCGAAGGCCAUCGAUGACAAUCUCUCGUGUCUUUUCGGGCAGGCUCAAGAACCGAAGUUCGCGCAAUGCAUUCGUGCGACCAUCUCGACCCUCAAGCAGUUCAACUUGUCCACGCUGAGAAGUGUUCUUCCGAAAUUCAUCGACUGCACAAAGGACAUUGUGCUUGACAAGUGCGGCGAGAGUCCGAUCAAGAUCAUGAACGCAAUGAGCACUCCGGAUAUCUGCCCGAUCCGUCCUCAGCACAACCCGAUCGUGCCCAUCAACCAACCGACGAGAGUCACUCCGAACCUCGAGACCGUCCUGUCUUCCACCGCAUCGUCUGCUUCUUCUGAAUCAACUACGUCUUCUGAAGUCGACGUAUCUUCCACAGAAGAAACUGAAACCACAUUGUCAUCUUCUGAUGAAGAAUGUGAAGAGGGAGAUCUCGUGGAGCACUUGCAAUGCGAGACUCAUUUGGAUCAGUUCGCAUUCCGUCCGAUUGCGAUAAUCGGAGACGCAUCCAAAUGGGGCGAAUUCUGUGAAAUGGCCAACAAGACGUACAUUCCAUGCGUCGAGGGACUCAAAUGCAAGUACGAGCCAGCCGCUUCCGCUCAAAUUGGACUGAUCGACUCGAUCUGCAACAGAGAAAUCACUCUUCGCGACCAGAAACAGUUCGCAAUGUGUCUUUCUGAGUACACCAAAUCUGACUCCGGAAUAUCCUGCAUCUCCGAUUUUGGAAAGAUUGAUCAGCUCGAAAAGUCGGCACCAGCUCAAAUGUGUGAUGGGUAAGUGAUGACAUCCGAUGAAAGAGGAAAUGUUUGAACUGGUUCAGAUUGAACAACGUGAUGAGAUGUUCUACCGGAGAGAUUGAGAAGAGAUGCGGAUUCGACGCUGUCUUGCACGUGUUCAGUGUGCACAUGCACUGGGCAAAUCUCUUCAACGCUUCGUGCAUUCUGGAGUCACCGGAACCGUCGAAGGAAUCAACUGGAAGCCCGGUACAGUAGUCUUCAGAAAGUUUCCGUUUCAUUCAAUUCUUUCAGAGCAUCGAUGUGAACGAAGUGGAGCCAUCUCGUGACCAGAAGCCAGUGAUCGUAACGAAGGACGAAACUACUCCAGCCAGUGCCACGACGGCGAUGAGCAACGACGUGACGGAAGCAGAAGCGGAAACGACGACGACGUCCCGGCCGGUCCAAAGCGCCAUUUCAGUGCCAUUCGUUCUGGCGACUCUCCUUCCGUUCUUCGCUCUUCUCUAG